AUGGGCAAGCUCGCUACUGCUGUCUCGGCGGCUCUGCUGCUCGCCAGCAACGCCGCUGCCCUUGACCCCAUCGUCAUGAAGGGCUCCAAGUUCUUCUACGAGAACGGUACCCAGUUCUACAUCAAGGGCAUUGCCUACCAGCAGGACACCGCCGCUGCUGGUGGUGAGUCCAAGACUGGAGAGUUCAAGGACCCCCUCGCCGACGAGACCGCUUGCAAGCGCGAUGUCCCCAUCCUGGCCAAGGCUGGUACCAACGCCAUCCGUACCUACGCCAUUGACCCCAAGCAGGACCACACUGCCUGCAUGAAGCUCUUGAGCGAUGCCGGCAUCUACGUCGUCUCCGACUUGGGCGAGCCCAAGACCUCCAUCAACCGUGACAACCCGCAGUGGAACACCGCUCUCUUCGACCGUUACACCGCUGUCAUUGACGAGCUCGCCAAGUUCGACAACGUCAUCGGUUUCUUCGCCGGUAACGAGGUCUCCAACAACAAGACCAACACCGAGGCCUCCGCUUUCGUCAAGGCCGCCGUCCGUGACUCCAAGAAGCACAUCAAGGACAAGGGCUACCGCUGGAUGGGUGUUGGCUACGCCGCCAACGAUGAUGCUGACAUCCGCAUCAACUCCGCCCACUACUUCAACUGCGGUGAGCAGGACACUGCCAUUGACUUCUGGGGCUACAACAUCUACUCCUGGUGCGGUAAGAACGACAUGAAGGGCUCCGGCUACCAGACCCAGGUCGACUUCUUCGCCAACUACUCCGUCCCCGUCUUCCUUGCUGAGUACGGCUGCAACAUCCCCGACGGUGCCGAGGGCCGUCUCUUCCAGGACACCACUGCUCUGUACUCCAAGGACAUGACUGACGUCUUCUCCGGCGGUAUCGUCUACAUGUUCCACCAGGAGGCCAACGACUACGGUCUGGUCAAGAUCAGCAACGGCAAGGCCACCACCAUGAAGAACUACGACGUCCUCGCUUCCCGCGUCCUGGCCGCCACCCCCACCGCUGUUCAGAUGGACUCGUACAACCCCACCAACAAGCCUGCUGAGUGCCCUGGUACCUCUGACAGCUGGGAGGUCAGCGGCAAGUCCCUUCCCCCCACCCCCAACAAGUCUCUCUGCGAGUGCAUGGUCAAGAGCCUUUCUUGCACUCCCAAGUCUGGCCUGAAGGCUACCGCCAUUGGUGAGAUGUUCGGCUUCAUCUGCGGUGCCGACCCCGCCGCCUGCUCUGGCAUCAGCGCCAACACCACCACCGGUGUCUACGGUGCCUACAGCAUGUGCGAUGACGAGCAGAAGCUUGCCUUCGUCCUCGACGCCUACUACAAGAACCAGAAGCAGGCCAGCACUGCUUGCGACUUUGACGGUCAGGCCCAGGUUGGUACUCCCUCCAGCGCCGACAGCUCUUGCAAGUCUGCUCUCGCCUCCGCCGACGCCCAGAACUCCGUUGCUGCCACUGCCACCUCUGCCCCCGACUCCACCUCCAAGCCCAGCUCCAGCGCUUCUGGCAACGCCGCUGCUGGUGCUCAGUUCCAGCCCCUCUUCACCUUCGGUAGCUUCGCUAUCGGCGCCUACCUUGUCGCCGCUGGUGCCGUCGGUGCCGCCAUGGUCGCUUUGUAA
Colletotrichum truncatum is the source of this 1611-nucleotide messenger RNA. Its product is annotated as beta-glucanosyltransferase. Gene Ontology annotation, cellular component: plasma membrane. The record is from RefSeq and is a predicted model, not a curated record. Gene Ontology annotation, molecular function: 1,3-beta-glucanosyltransferase activity. Gene Ontology annotation, biological process: fungal-type cell wall (1->3)-beta-D-glucan biosynthetic process; fungal-type cell wall organization. NCBI's taxonomy places the organism in Eukaryota, Fungi, Ascomycota, Sordariomycetes, Glomerellales, Glomerellaceae.